AUGAAUAUUCACAGGGAUUUCAGCGGAAUCGUCGCCGGAGUUGACGCGGACUACAAAAACCUCAAUCUUCCGACGAUGCAGGCUUGCGCUGCGUGCAAAUUUCAGAGACGAAAAUGCACUGCGGAUUGUCCUCUGGCUCCGUAUUUUCCUGCAGAUCGGUUUCGGGAGUUUCGAAAUGUCCGCAAAUUGUUCGGCGUAAAGAACGUGUUGAAAACCCUAGGCGAUUUGGAGCCUUCGAAGAGACGUGAUGCAGUGCAGUGUAUAAUUUUCGAGGCCAAUUGUCGCGCCAAUGAUCUCGCCGGAGGUUGCUACAAAAUUAUUGCUAAAAUGCAGCGUGAAAUUACUCUUCUGGAGGCUCAGCACCGUCUCGUCCUCCGUCAGCUUCGAUUUUUCCGGCAGACGGCUGCGUGUGCGAUUCGUUCGGAAUUUGAUUUUGAUUUUGAUUUUGAAGAUCGGAUACGAAAAGAAUCCUGCAGUUUGAAUGAGCGGUUGACGACUAUGGAGAAUGGCGUUUCUUGUUCCAAAGGGGUAACCCAUUAG
This is a messenger RNA of Cucurbita maxima (winter squash), 540 nucleotides long. RefSeq names its product LOB domain-containing protein 22-like. The record is from RefSeq and is a predicted model, not a curated record. NCBI's taxonomy places the organism in Eukaryota, Viridiplantae, Streptophyta, Magnoliopsida, Cucurbitales, Cucurbitaceae. The transcript has a single exon. The coding region runs from base 1 to 540 and encodes 179 amino acids.